Molecule: messenger RNA, 1929 nt
Organism: Trypanosoma theileri
Lineage: Eukaryota; Euglenozoa; Kinetoplastea; Trypanosomatida; Trypanosomatidae
Product: surface protease GP63
Exons: 1
Coding region: 1-1929 (642 amino acids)
Biological process (GO): proteolysis; cell adhesion
Cellular component (GO): cytoplasm; membrane
Molecular function (GO): metalloendopeptidase activity
Source: RefSeq, a predicted model, not a curated record
AUGACCCGACAGAUGCACGUCUCACUGUUUCUCCUGCUGCUGUUGUUUCUAUUUGUACAGUUGUGCAGCACGAGUGGAAUCCUCGCCGAGGAGUCUGCUGGAGUUGUGCAGAAUUUGCCCCAGGAGGGGCAGGGCGCAUCAUGGGUGUACACCAUUGUUACAACGAACCGAACGUUUAUCCGCAUAAAUACCUCAACACUGGACUUGACCAAGGAUAAUUACUGCAGUAAGGGCGAAAAAUCGUCGAAGCCAGACUUGAAUGAAGAAGAUGAUCAGUGCCAAGGUCAACUUUUUCUUUCUGAGGAAAUGAAAAAGACUUUUCUCGACACAAUUCUUCCUGCUGCCAUUAAACUACACGCGGAUCGUCUGCUUGUUGACCCUGUGGAAGGUCCGUUGAAGGUUCCUGACUUUGAAGAGGGCAGUGUUUGCAAGAACUUUACUGUUCCUGAUGGUCACCGUAAAGAGGGUGUUGAGAAUGCUGACAUGGUGCUCUAUGUUGCAGCGAGACCAGAAGAAGCGUUUGGUGUUACCUGUGCUUAUGAUGAUAAGUCUGGUCGACCUGUUGCUGGGGCGAUAAAUGUUCAGAUAUAUCCCCUCAAGAUGCAGCGAAAUAAUGUGCGUCGUGUCGCGCAUGAGAUUGCACAUGCACUUGGAUUUGACUAUAAGGUGUUUGAGAAAAAUAAUAUGGUGGCUAAGAUUGAAUCUAAAGGUACAAAGGGGCGUGUGGUGGUGAAGUCAAAUCAAACGAAGAAGAUGGCACAGAAAUAUUAUAACUGCAAUGAACUGGAAGGUUUGGAAUUGGGUUAUGUUGCUAAAGCCCAUACUCCGGCUUGGUCGCACUUGGCCUGGAGAAACACGAAUGAUGACUUGAUGUCCUCUAUGUACUAUUAUGGCGCCAUGCACUACUCUGCUCUAACAAUGUCUGUGUUUGAUGAUCUACCAUUUUACACAGUUAAUUGGGGCAUGGAGGAGUCUAUUACUUGGGGCAACCAGAGUGGGUGCGAGUUGUUUAAAAGUGAAUGCAAAGAUGAGGGUGCCACCAAAUAUCCUGGGAGGUUUUGUGACAUUAACGAAGGUGAGGUUGUUUAUUCAUGUACAAGUGAUCGCCUUGGAUUUGGAAGGUGUAAGGGAGUUCCUGAGGAUCGGUACACCAAAGAGAAUGAGAAAUGCAAUGUUGCCGAAAUGGAACACCCUCCCAGGGGGGAUAAAACGUCUUUACUUUGCAGCGAAAUACCAAUGUUCAAUAUUUCUGGGUCAAUCUUUGAUAUGGAUGAUUCGCUCUGCUUGGAUACAGAAAAGUACAAUGCUGAUGUAGUGAUUGAAGUAAGGGAAAAUCAAAGAGAAACAGGUACGGUGUCUUUAACUGGUAUAUGUGCACAGGUGUCUUGUGAAGAGGGUAAAGUGAGGGUGAUCUACAACGGCAUCAGCGAGUGGCAGAACUGCUCGAAAGAGGGUGAAAUAAUUGAGGUGAAGCCCGCGGGUUUAAACAAUACCAUCACAAUCAAAUGUCCCAAGUACAGUGAAGUGUGUACCAUCCCCACUGAUGGCAGCAGUCUUCUCCCACGGAUUGAACCAAAACGACUGCCAGCACCAGCAAUAACAACAACGACAGAAAAUAAUGAAUCCCAUCAAGAACAAGGGGAGACACCUCAUACAGAAAGUGGGCAUACCAACAAUAAUUCCAGCAGCGUGCCCACACAGAGUGCACAGAGGACACAGAACACCACCGGCGUCAAUGUGUCUACAAAUGACAACGUUACUGUUCCGCCGACGACUGAGGGAAAUAUAAACAAGGAAAAUCUUACAUCUCCACAAGUGAAAGGGGAGCUUAAGAUUCGUAUGGGUAUGGAUGGCACCCCGGCUGCAGCCUGUGUUCUCCACGCUCUAUUUCUGCUGAUGGCUGCUGCUGCUUUGGCUGUGCCUCUGUGA